Molecule: messenger RNA, 814 nt
Organism: Bursaphelenchus xylophilus (pine wood nematode)
Lineage: Eukaryota; Metazoa; Nematoda; Chromadorea; Rhabditida; Aphelenchoididae
Source: the annotation of a GenBank genome assembly
AUGAGUUCACUCCGACCUUGUUUGGCCAGGAGUUUCAGGUUUUAUUCAACUAGAAGGUACGCAUUUUUUUGGUUUUAGGUAUUAAUUAAAUUGCAAUUGGAAAAUAAGAAAAUUGUAUUUUCAGAGAUGUCUACAAACUACUUGAGGUCUCCAGAAGUGCCACUCCGGAGGAAAUCAAGGAUUCCUACUACACAUUAUCCAAGAAAUAUCAUCCAGACAGUCCAACAGCUGAUCCAAAAAGGUUUUUGGAGAUAAAAAAUGCGUAUGAAAAGCUAAGAGAUCGAAAAAAGACAUCAGAAGAGAAUGGCAAAUCUAGUUUGCAUAGGUUUACACGAGAGGAUUUGGAAAAGGCAAGGGGUUUGAUGAAAAUUUGUAUUAAUUUAUGUCAGAAAUACAUAUUUGACAAUUUUAGGUGGAUGAACGGUUCAAGAACUACUAUAGAUCGCGGACGGUGGAUUAUAAAGCACACAAACCGGUGUAUACGGUAAAGGAGGAUGUUGGGGAAUACGAGAAACCGCAUAAAAUAGGUUUUUUCGAGUAAGUUUGUACUACUUUAGUUGUCUUUGUAAAGUUAGGACGUAAUUAGUAAUAUAAAAUGAAUUAUUGAAUGUUCAGACGUGCCGUGGAUUACAUAACUGAUAUCCCCAUUGUGAUUCGAGCAGUACUUUGUGCCUCAUUCGGCAUCUUCCUUGGAACGAUGACUUUUUUUACGAUGAGGUAGGUUAAAACCCCAGGUUACAGUAAGAUUUAACCUUUUAGAAUGAAAAAAAUGGAACGAUAUCGUCGAGAAAACCCUCAUCUAGUCUGUGAAUAA